AUGGCUUCCAUCCUGGGCCUCAUUCCGGGCCCGCUGUCCUGGCCCGUUAGCAUCCUCGUGCUGCUGCUGACCGUCGCCGCCGCGGUCCUGGUCCAGCUGGUGGCAUCGCGGCCGGCCUUUCCCAGCGGCGCGCCUCGCCUGCUCAAGGGGUGGCCCGUUUUCGGAUCCAUCGACUUCUUCCGCGCCCGCGCCGAAUUCAUCGACAAGAACACCAAGAAGGUGCCCAGCGGCCAGUUCAGCUUCUACUAUGGACCCCACCCCAUCGUCGCCGUGUCCGGCCCGGAGGCCCGAGUCUCGUUUUUCAACACGCGCGGCCUCGACUUGAAUAAAGGCUUCGCCGCCCUCUUCGCCGCCGCGCCCAACAUCGACCACCUGUACGAGGGCGACAUGACGAGCCAGUUCAUCACCAUAUUCAAGCGCCUCCUGCAGAGGGACCGGCUCGCCGGCAACCUGCACCACAUGACCACCGAUGCCCACGCCGCCAUCUCCAAGAUCGACACCUCGUCCGCCGUCGAUCCCUUCGCCGUCAUGCUCAAGCUCGUCUACCAGCUCACGCACCGCACCCUCGGCAGCAACGACGUUGCCAACGACCCCAAGCUGCUGACCGACACGCUUGCCGUCUUUGGACGCCUCGACGACAGCUCCGCCAUGGAGAUUAUGUUUCCCAAGCUGCCCUGGCCCAGCAAGGUUCGCAAGAUGUGGGCUGGCGCGAGGCUUCACUGGGCUUUCUCCAAGAUUAUCCACGACCGCCGCAAGACGGGCAGGACCGACACGGAUGCCAUGCAGUGGUUGAUGGAUCAGGGUCUUUCCGACAUUUUCAUCUCUGUUUUCAUCAUGGGCUCCCUCUUCGCAGGCCUGAUCAACAGCACCUUCAGCGCCGCCUGGAUCCUCUCCCACCUCACCGACAAGCCCGACUGGUACGCGCGGAUACAGGCCGAGGUCGACGCCGUCUUGGCCAAGUACCGCCAGUCUCCCGACGAGCCCGUCGCCAAGGUCAUUGCGCGCCUGCCCAUGGAAGCGUGGGAGUCCGAGUUUCCCUUGAUCGACAUGGCUCUGCGGGAGACGAUCCGGCUCGACAACCAAGGCGUGUCGAUGCGCAAGAACAUCAGCGGCAAGGACGUUCAGAUUGGCAACACGGGCCAGGUGAUUCCCAACAAUACCUUUGCGAUCUACGGGAUGGGAGACAUCCACAUGAACGAGCAGGUAUAUCAAGACCCCAGCACAUGGGAUCCGAGUCGCUAUCUCCCCGGCAGAGAGGAAGACAAGAAGCAGCCCCACGCAUACAUCGGUUGGGGAACCGGGCUGCAUCCAUGCUUGGGAAUGAAAUUUGCGAAGCUCGAAAUCGCCGUCUCGACCGUCACCUUCUUCGCCCACUACGACUUCAAGCGCUGCGACAAGAAUGGCCACGAGCCCAAGGAUGAGCUGCCCACAGUCGACCGUUCGGGCAUUGGCGAGAAGCGGCCCGUCAGAAACAUCUUCCUCAAGUGCACUCCGCGUACCUGA
Messenger RNA from Hirsutella rhossiliensis, 1503 nucleotides. RefSeq names its product cytochrome p450 domain-containing protein. The record is from RefSeq and is a predicted model, not a curated record. NCBI's taxonomy places the organism in Eukaryota, Fungi, Ascomycota, Sordariomycetes, Hypocreales, Ophiocordycipitaceae. The transcript has 6 exons. The coding region runs from base 1 to 1503 and encodes 500 amino acids. Gene Ontology annotation, molecular function: iron ion binding; heme binding; oxidoreductase activity, acting on paired donors, with incorporation or reduction of molecular oxygen.